CGAGACUGCAUGCAAAAACAUAACGUUUAUUUAGGGGCGAAAAAAGAGAGGAAAAGAAUAUAAGAAAGCAAAGAAGCUUAGAAGGUUGCUUGGGUGAGUGUAGUAGUGUUGUAGAAAAUGGAGACUCUGAAAGCUGCGAUUCCAGAAUCCCUGAAGCGAGCGAUAGGAGAUAGCACUGUUUACGAUCUUCGCAGCACGUGUUCCUCUCUUCACAGCUUCUUUCUUCACUUCGAUCCAUUUCAGCAGAUGAUCACUGAACUGGCGGAUCCCAAGUAUGCUCUGUGCGGCAAGAGUAAGGACGAUGCUUCCAAAUCCAAGCAGCUUGGCAAUCAAUGCUUCUCCAAUGCAGAUUAUGCGAAGGCCUUGGAGUGCUAUACUCAGGCAUUGCGCAAGGCUCCAUUAGACACUGGUGACAUGGAAAGUAAUCUUGUUGCAACAUUAUAUGUCAAUCGUGCUACUGUAUUACAUAAAAUGAAUCUUUCAGUAGAAUGUUUGCGAGAUUGCACUCGAGCUCUUCAGAUUUGUCCAAGCUAUGCAAAGGCAUGGUACAGGAGAGGGAAGGCAAAUGCUUCAUUGGGAAAUUAUAAAAGUGCAAUCUGCGACCUAAAUGUGGCCAAGAGUGUGGAACCUUCAAUGAGUGGGAAGAGAAAAAUAGAAUGUGAACUGAAAAUUCUUUUAGAUCAAUGCAAGAGUACAAGUGCGGUAGUACAGGAUAAGAAGUACAACUGCAAUGCUGUGGGUGAGAUGCCCCAGAUAAAAUUACAGUGUGUUCCCAUGCAAGAUAAAGGAAGAAGCAUGGUGUCAUCAUGUGUCAUUUCACCAGGUUCUUUGGUUCAUGCUGAAGAACCUUAUGCUAUGAUAAUACUAAAGCAAUGUCGUGAAACUCAUUGCCAUUAUUGCUUGAAUGACCUACCUGCUGACAGAGUUCCUUGUAUAUCAUGUUCAAUACCAUUAUAUUGCUCCCACCAAUGCCAGAUACGGGCAGGUGGGAAAAUGUUCAGGAUUCACCCAGAAAAUAAUGGUAUUUUUAAAAACUUACCCACCGAUCUUGGAGAAUAUGUUGCUGAAGUUAUUCAAUGCAAUGAUUCUGAAGAAGAAAUUGAGGAUAUUAGUGAACAUAAACAUGAAUGUCAAGGUGUAAAUUGGCCUGUGGUACUGCCGUCUGAGAUAGUUUUGGCUGGCCGAAUACUAGCAAGAUUUUUGCCAAAGUGCACAUCUGAAGAUAUUGUAAACUUUGUGAAAAGGCUGGAGCUUUCUCAUUGUUACAAACAUAUGCCAGCUGAAAGCAAAUUGGAUUCACAUAUAUUUGCCAUUGUGUUAUUAAAUUGUCUUCAACACUCUUGUGGAACUAUGUUUUCCAUAGACGGAGUCUCCAUAUCACAGGUUGUCGAAAUUAUUUCUCAAAUUAAAGUGAAUUGUAUGACUGUUGUUCGUUUAAAAUCAAUAGACACUCAUGGACUAUCUGGUCAUUUUGGAGAAUUUCCAUUUCAGUCCAACACGCAUUUAACUAGUACUGUAGAACAGGUCAGAGUGGGUAAAGCUAUUUAUAAAGCUGGCAGUUUAUUCAACCAUUCCUGCCAACCAAAUAUUCAUGCAUAUUUUCUUUCUCGCACUCUUUAUAUACGAACCACAGAAGUUGUAGCAGCUGGGUGUCAGCUAGAAUUGUCUUAUGGUCCACAGGUUGGGUUGUGGGAUUGUAAAGAUCGUCUUAAUUUUCUUGAAGAUGAGUACGGGUUUCUUUGUCAGUGUACUGGUUGUUCCGAAGUUAAUCUAUCUGACGUUGUGUUCAAUGCCUUCCAUUGUGUCAAUCCAAAUUGUUCUGGUGCAGUGUUGGAAAGCAGAGCACUUGACUGUGAAAAGCAUAAAAUCAAGCACUUCCCUGUUACUGACAAUGUUGACAAGAAUGAUGACAUUUAUGAAGUAGGUCUUCAUGUCUUCAAACAAAAUGGUGCCUCUGUUCAUAUUCGACCUGGAUACUGUUUGAAAUGUGGUUCUUACUGUGAUUUGGAGGCUUCACAUGCUGCAGUUGAUAAAGCUUUAGUAUGCAUGAAAAGGUUGCAGGAUGCAAUAUUGUUAAAAGAAAUUUCAAGUAUUGCUAUUUCUGAUGCUUUGAGAUCUCUUCAUCUGCUGAGAUUAAAUUUGCAUGCAUACAACAAGCUUAUUGCAGAGGCAGAAGACAACAUUGCCCAAGCUUUAUGUUUUGCAGGAGAAUUACAAUUAUCUAUGGAGCACUGUAAAGCAUCUGUCCAGAUUCUGAAGAAGCUAUAUGAUACUGAUGAUAUUGUUAUUGCUUAUGAACUUGUGAAGCUUUCUUCUAUCCAACUUUCCUUGGAUGAUGAUACUGCUGUGGACAGCAUAAAUCAAAUAGAUGAUAUCUUCUCACGAUAUUAUGGACUUCAUGCAGACUUGGUCUUCCCUUAUCUUCAAUACCUUAGAGGAGAGAAAUUGAACAAUUUUCACUGAAGUCUCUCCAAUAAAAUGUUUUUCCAACAAAGUGAGCUAUAAAAUGUGAGUAUAAUUGUCAAUCUCGGCUUAAAUGACGGGUCAUUUGAUAUGAAAGAUAUACUCGAGAAAGGUUACUCAAAUCUCAUCCAAGCUAUUUGAUAGUCGAGAUGUUUUGUUCAUAAAAUAAGAAUGAGGCUUUGAACUAAUGUCAGUCAGGUGUGUUCUCUAACUGCUCUCUCUUUAAGUACAUGUGUUCUUAUUGAUAUAGAUUAAUAAAAAAUUUAAAGGGGAGGAGAUAUAUUUGAAACAUUGUCUUGAGAUAUCAGUUGAUGAAACCUCAAUUAGUUACAAGGAGUAUCAAUAAUUACUUUUCAUGUUAUAGCUUUGGUUCCCAAAGAAAGUUGUUAAUUUGCGGUCAGUUAUACCUGCUAGUACUAACACCGAACCUAGAAUUUUUAUUAAUUUAGUUUCAUGAAGUGGGGAACAGUAAAUGUAGGAGAUCGUGUAAUUUUGAUGAUUAUAUUUAAUGUGCUGAUUUUUAAAGCAUAUGGUGCAAAGCUUUACGGUUGAGAUGCUAUAGGGGUUGAGAUUAUGGAGAAAAACUGUAGGAAUGGAUUCUUGACAAAUUGUGCAGCUUAGCACUGAUGGAGAGGCUAGCAGGAUUUUUUCACAUUCUCUUUCUUGAUAGACUUAGAUAAGUGAAAGAUACGUUAGUUAUAUGAUGCUUGUAAAUUGCACUUAAUACAAGUAUACUUGUCACCCGUUAAGCCACAGGGAUUAAUUGAACAACAGAUUCCAAACCUUAUGCUAUUCAGAUAAUCUGGGAAUAGAAAACAAGUGGGAUGGCAAUAGUUCUGAAACUAUCCUAGAAAACGAAGAAAAAAUGAGGGGGAAAAAUAGAAGGAAAGUAAAGCUGGUAAAGAAAAUGACUAUGAUAGAUUGAUCAAUGGCAGAGGUUAAAAGAAUUGGGAAUUGGUGCAGUAAGGAAUUUGAUUAUUGGGUGAUUCUCGUUGAAGGACUGUUGAAUUGAUAUUCAAUAUUUGUUGCCUCUUGAUUUUUUCUUUUCUUCCCUGCCUGAAAUUGUUCCUCUGAUCCAUUAACCCAUAGAAAAUACUUGAUUCUUGCAUGCCUAUUAAGGGUACAUCAAUUGAGAUUUGGUUACUUACCAAGCCUAUGAAAGUCCUUUGAAGAAAUUUGAGUGCAUUAUUUUCAUCAUUAUACAGAUCGAGAGCGAGGUGUAGAAUGAACCCGUGUGGAGUUUGAUCUCAAGGGACUCAAGUCUCUGAUCGGCUUACCUCCAAUUAUUUUCAUUUUUCUUGGGACUGAUUGUUGAGUUUCUCUUUAUUAUUACUUUUUUUUUUUAAUUUCCUAAUACAUUUGUUAUUUUGUUCCAUUUUGUGUUCAUCUUAAAACGCGGUGCAGGCAAUGGGUAUGUCACCUUUGAAGGGAGUGACAUUGAAGAAAAUAUUCUGUUUGAAAGGGGAUGUUUAAGCAAAGCUGCUUAGCGAGUCACUCACUUUAACCUGAAUUGCUGACUGAGGUAGUACCCUAUAAUCUGCAGAUUCACCCACUAGAACACAAUGGAGUAUCCGAUAAUCUGCAGAUUUAGUAUUUGGUCGGAGGCCACGAGAAGGUGAAAAUAUAUCUACUCAUUUGUGGCUAAUUUGAGUGAGCGAAUUAUUUUUAUAUUAAUUGGAUUAAAUUAUCUUCAUGAUUUUAUUUAAUUUUCUAAGUAUAUAAUGGUAAAUUUACUUCUCUUACCCCUUUCCUCUCUCAUACUUUCGAAUCAAAAAUGAAAGAGCAUAAGAUUUAUUGUGCCCA
Messenger RNA from Cajanus cajan (pigeon pea), 4266 nucleotides. RefSeq names its product Tetratricopeptide repeat (TPR)-like superfamily protein (gene TPR9). The record is from RefSeq and is a predicted model, not a curated record. Gene Ontology annotation, molecular function: protein binding. Lineage: Eukaryota; Viridiplantae; Streptophyta; Magnoliopsida; Fabales; Fabaceae.